Messenger RNA from Gymnodraco acuticeps, 3950 nucleotides. It is a transcript of the gene cdh19, whose product is annotated as cadherin 19, type 2. The record is from RefSeq and is a predicted model, not a curated record. Lineage: Eukaryota; Metazoa; Chordata; Actinopteri; Perciformes; Bathydraconidae. Gene Ontology annotation, biological process: homophilic cell-cell adhesion; adherens junction organization; cell morphogenesis. Gene Ontology annotation, molecular function: calcium ion binding; cadherin binding. Gene Ontology annotation, cellular component: plasma membrane; adherens junction; catenin complex.
UACGCAUUGUGAGAACCACGCGCAUUCGCUUCUGCUAUUGUGGUGACUGAAUUGCUUUCCAGUACCAGGGCAUUUAGUUAAGCAGAUUGUGUUUCUUCAGACCCCUAGGAUGAUCUCCUUACAACGAUUGGUGGCAAGUAACUCUGGGGACAGCAGCAUCACACGAACAGAGAUAUGAGCCUGCACAUGAACCACAUCAUAACGAGAUGGGAUACAGCACUGCCGGGAUCAUGAAAUACUGUGCUGUUGAAUGAAGUAUUGGCAACACCGGACCAGUGAAACCUCUUCUGUCCAUUAACCAUGCAGUGGAAGGAUAUGCACGGAUGGACAGUAAAAAUGAGCAUGCCGAGUGUUUUGGCCAUGGUAACGGUCUUUUCCAUUAUUCCUGGUGGGGUGCUGAGUGAUACGAGAAGUACUCAGGGUCUGGAAGCCCAACAAAUAGCCCAAGGGUCCACUCAUCUGCACCGUCGCCUGAAGAGAGGCUGGAUCUGGAAACAGCUGUUUGUCCCCGAGGAAGAUCCAACUCCUCGUGUUAUUGGCCAGCUCAAAUCUGACUAUGACCGUGGUGAGUUUUCCAUCAAGUACAUAUUAUCAGGAGAUGGUGCCGGAGAUGCGUUUGAGAUAGAUGAGUAUUCUGGUGAGAUACGGACACUGAAGAAGCUCGACAGAGAGGAAAAGGCCUUCUAUGUCCUUCAGGCCCAGGCAAUAAACAGGAGGUCCAAUGAACCAGUGGAACCCCAAUCAGAGUUCAUCAUCACGGUGCAGGACAUCAACGACAAUGUCCCUCAGUUCCAGAACGAACCAUAUGUGUCCAGCAUCCCUGAGAUGUGUCUAAUUGGGACCACAGUGGCCCAGGUGACAGCCACAGAUGCUGAUGAUCCCAUGUUCGGAAACAACGCCAAGCUCAUCUACUCCGUCCUGCAAGGAGAACCCUACUUCUCAGUGGAACCAAAGACGGGGAUUAUUGUAACAUCUUGGCCAAACAUGGACCGCGAGGCCAGAGAGCAGUACCUGGUGGUGGUGCAGGUGAAGGAUAUGCUUGGCCUCAGCGGCGGUUACUCCUCCUCCACCACCGUUACAGUAAGCCUGACUGAUGUCAACGACAAUGGACCUACUUUCCAACACCACCUGUACACUUUUGCCGUACCUGAAAAUGCAGCUGAAGGCACCACAGUUGGCAGGGUUAUGGCGUAUGAUGGAGACAGUGGCAUCAAUGCUAAAAUGACCUACAGUCUGGAGGAUGACCUGGAGGAAAGCUCCACUUUUAUCAUCAAAACAGACCCCAGUCACCAGGAGGGAUUGAUACUGCUAGCCAAGCCGUUGGACUAUGAAACUAAAAGACGUUUUGUCAUGGCCGCAGAGGCAGUCAAUGACCAUGUGGACACUCGUUUUCUGGAUCUAGAGGAGUUCAGGGACAGAACAACGCUCAAGAUUAUUGUGGAAGAUGUGGACGAGCCGCCUGUCUUUCUCUCCGAGGUGUACGAGUGGAAGGUUCCUGAAAAUGCAGCUGUGGGAACUGUGGUUGGCAGUGUUAGUGCCAGAGACACUGACACAGUCAACAACCCCAUCAGAUAUUCAAUUGACAAAUGGAGAGAUAACACAAAAGCUUUCAAAGUAGACCCAAACAAUGGAACUAUAAUUGUCGCUAAAGCAUUAGACCGAGAGACUGCAAACUGGCACAACAUUACGGUCGAAGCCAAGGAAACGACGCAGAGCCAUUUAUCCUCCUCUGUGGUGGUGUUCAUCAAAGUGCUGGACAUAAACGACAAUGUGCCAAGGCUUGCAAGAGAUUACCAGCCGUAUAUCUGCGAGGGAACACAGGCGGGAGAACUCAUUCAGCUGCUCAGUGCUGUUGAUCCGGACGACCCUGUGGAGGGACACCAUUUCUACUUCUCUAUGGUCCCCGAGAAACACAUCAACCCAAACUUCACCAUCAGAGACAAUCAAGACAAUACAGCCGGCAUCGUGGCACGCAGGAGUUCUUUUACGCGCAAGGAUCGAACCCAGUACCUCCUGCCUGUUGUGGUGACUGACAGUGGAUCUCCAGCUCUCUCCAGCACCAACACUUUAACCAUCAGUGUAUGCAGCUGCCAGCCUGCCGGCCAUUGUCCCACAGGGGGGGUGGAGGCCCUCGCCCUGUCUAUGGGGGUCAGCCUGCAAACCUUGUUAGGAAUUGUGGUCUGCUUUAUCACACUUAUAGUGCUGUCAAUUCUAAUGCUGGUGGUGAGGAGGCACAGGCGGAAGCAACAGGAGAAGCUGGAGGUGGAGGGGAAAGAGCUGGAGCUGCCUGAGACGGUGUCACAGAAGGUGCUGUAUUACGGAGAAACGGGGGGUGUAGGAGCCGACCUCAACUUCUGCCAGCCUGCGGUCCCGCUGCGCCGCCACCCCAGGAGGAGGGAGAGGAGGCUGCGGAGGGAGGACGUCAGGGCCAGCAUACGCAUGUCCCUCAGAGAAUCCCACCUCAUUGGGCCGGACGACGACGUCUUCAGGCAGUUUAUUCUGGACAGGUUGACAGAGGCUGAUCUCGAUCCUUACGUCCCCCCAUUCGACUGCCUAAGAACCUAUGCUUAUGAGGGGUCGGGUUCUCCCACAGGGUCCCUGAGCUCGCUGGACUCAUCUACAACGGAGCUUGAACCUGAGCAACCUGUUAGUAAUCCCAGAACCUCCACAGUAAGACUCACCCCUUGGUAUUGGGGAGGAGAGGAAGACACCAUCUUCUGAGGGUCUCUUCUUCUACUCUUUCAAUGGCUGUUUCUCUAAUCUUUGCCAUGAUGGACAAGUUCACUUCACUUCCAAUGAGCGAUCAGCCAUGACUAAAAGUUGCAUUUAAAGGAAAGGCCCAGCAUUAUGAAUAAUUCCUUGUCGAGAGUUGUACCUGAUUCAUUAAUGUGCGCUGAAUAUAAAUCAAAAGCAGCCUGUCAGCUUAGCUUAGUUUAGCAUGAAGACUGGACUCUUUUCGGAGGCUUUAGUUGUGCUAUGCCACUUUCAUCAUCUAAUGUCUGCUUUCUUCAGUCUUCUGUUGCUAUGUUAGGCUAACUGGAGCCUGGUUGUAGCUUUAUAUUUAUCAUACCGAUAUGAAAAAAGUAUUUAAUUCUCGUGUUGCUUCAAGCUAGAAAGCAUAGUGUAUUACAUACAAUGACAAGCCAUUCCUCUUAGAUGAAAUCAAUCCAUAAUGAUUACAUUAUGUACGCAUCAAUUCUGUGUACAUUUCUUUGAACAUUGAGAGCAUUUAUGACUUUUUAUGGCUAAUAUGAAUGUUGAUGUUAGACUUUGUCUUAGUGCCUUCAAAUCUAAGAGCAAGGGGUUUAUUCUACACUCACUUCUAUGCAACAAUCAAAUCCAUCUUCGUCCUACAUCGUAAGCCAUUUGUAUAAAUGCUAAAACAACCUGUAUUCUCCUGACAAGCGACCUCUUGUAGUUGUGCAAAUAAGGACUAUCCUCUCUAAAUUGCAAAGGUAGGAUUAACAUGCCGACAUGUUGCGUGUUCGUUGCAUUUUCCCUCAACUUCAGAAACUGCAGUCCAGUGAUCUACCAAAAAUGUAAUGUAACUCUUCCCCAAACCUUUAAGCUGCAUUAUUUUUAUUUUAUUUGUAUUUUAUUUAGUCCGCUUAGGGACAGUGGAACAAGCUGGAAACACAGUAUUAUCACAUUAUUAAUUUGUGGCUGUUAAAGAGUAAAACAAUGGAAUUCAUGCUUUAAUUAUUAUAAAUAUUACAGUGAUAUUACACUCACUGUAUAAUACCUACAGUAUUACUGAUCAGUCAAAUACAUGUUUAUGGUACUACUAGACACUUCUUAUCUAGUUUUAUAUUUGGUAUUUUGGCUCAUAACAAUUUGUUCUGUACAUUAUGUGUAUUGUUGUAUUUACCCCUACGAAAUGAUAUUAUUUAAUGCAUAUUCUUUGGUUAUGUGAAUGGCAACAUCAUUUUCAAAUAGAGAUUUUGAUUCCU